GUGGAGCGGAAGUCACGUGACUAAAGCGGGAACUUUGUUCUCAGCUAAACAGAUGCAAAUCUGAAUUAUUUGAAAUAAAUAAUAAGCAGUAUUAUUACUUUUUUUAAUACUGACAGCCCGAAUAGUGAAAACUGGACAGCUAGCUAAAUAAAUAAUAUCAAGUUUGAAGAUUACAAACUGGCACGGCCGAGAAGAAGAUGCAUCAGUGGGAUUUGUCUGUGUUCUCCGUCACCCCAGCUGCCAGCUUGCUGUCAAGAUGCGUCUCUAAAGGAGCUGUGUCUCAGGGUGAAAUAGACUCGGCCUUCUCUGACCCAAACCCCAUCUUCUCUUCACACCUGCAGGAGGCUGAAGAACAAAUCAGGAACCAGAAACAGCUGGAUGAGUUGCAGCUGCAGUUGGAGCUGCUGAGGCUCGACCAGAAGAGUGCUGAUGUCACUCAUGUUUUCCAUCUUGCUCAGAAGAACGAGAGGCUGCAGACACUCGGUAAUCACCUGCUGGACCUUCUGAAGGAGCAGAAGGUUCUGAAGCAAAAACUGAUGAGACCUCUGGCUCGCACCAAUCUGCCCGUCAUGGCUCACCUGCACAAGUUUGUGGUGAAAACAGUAAAGCUGAUGAUGGACUUCAUAGAGUGUCUGGAGGAGAAGCUGAGCUCAGCCCAGAACCAGACCGCCACUGCAGACUGCCUCACCCUGCUGGAUACGUCCUGCUCCGUGAUGCUGGCUCUGGCAGCAGAGACGGAGACGCUGUCCAACCGGAUCCUGCAGUGGAAGAGCAGCAGCUCCCAAAUGAUCUCUGUCACGUCACAGACUGUCGGCUCUGCUGGAGAAACGGGCUGAAGCAGAGUUCCAGAAAUAAACUCCUUUUUAUUUUAAUAAAGACUUGAAUUUUAGUUUAA
Messenger RNA from Nematolebias whitei (Rio pearlfish), 895 nucleotides. RefSeq names its product HAUS augmin like complex subunit 2 (gene haus2). Lineage: Eukaryota; Metazoa; Chordata; Actinopteri; Cyprinodontiformes; Rivulidae. Gene Ontology annotation, biological process: centrosome cycle; spindle assembly; microtubule nucleation. Gene Ontology annotation, cellular component: mitotic spindle microtubule; HAUS complex; centrosome. The transcript has 7 exons. The coding region runs from base 198 to 836 and encodes 212 amino acids. The record is from RefSeq and is a predicted model, not a curated record.